UUUUCUCCACCCAGAGGGAGUGAGAGUGUGAGUCAGUGCCAGUGGGGUGGAACCCUGUUAAUACAGGAACAAAUAACCUGGGAGUUACCUCGACCAGCAUUCACUUCAACCUUACUCUGGUCAGCCAGCUCGCUGGAAUAUUGAGUAGCAAAGAGUAUUCAGCUGCUAACACUGGUAGCAGAGAAGAAACCCCACAGGAAUUCCUUCAGAGAAUAAAAAUCCAGUAGGUGAAGCUGUUGAAGAAGCCACAAGAAGUUCAAAUCUUUAGAAAUGGCACUAUUUCAAAAAAUAGCUGACUCUUUCUCAGUUAACAAAUCCACCCGUGCAGAUGAAGACAGGGAUCAGGUUAUCCGGGAAACAAAGAAGAGGACUCGCUUAAUAAACGAUGGUGAAUGGAUUAAAAACAAACCAUCAGAUGAUUCACAGCAUCUGGCAACUGAUGUCAACUAUGGAAAAUCUGCACUAAACCGAGUUAAAUCCAGUGAAGGCCUGAACAGUGAUUCAAGUAAGACGACUGGUUUGAAGUCAACAACAAAAGCCGAUACCAUAGAUGGACGAAAAAGCAGCACUUGGGUAAUUAAUGCUGGCCGUAAAGUUGUGCUCAACCGAUACAGAUCUGAAGAAUUCCUGGACAGGGAUACAAGUAGCACUACUGAUCUCAGCAAAACACAACGGGCUUCAACUUUGGACAAACCUACAAGGUAUAGAACUGUUCUUUUUGUUAGCAGCUCAGAGCCAUCUCAUAAGCUUGAUAAAAAAGUUGUGCUGAGCCGACACAGAUCUGAAGAAGUCCUGAACAGUGACAAAGGUAGCACCAACAUCUCCAGCCCGACAAACAAAUAUUCAAGUUUGGAAAGAAAGACCAGGACCUCUUCAUACAAAACUGAGGAAUUGCCAAAGAUGACAAUAAUUACAUCUGAAACAAAAACCGAGAGUCCAAUCAGCAAGAGCCAACAGAGUAGGCCCAGUCCUGAUGGUCAAGUAACAACACAGGAAAAGUCACCUACAAAGCCAAUUUUGAAAUGGGGUAGCCAGAAAGAAGAAACUUCAAGAAGUAGCUAUGUUCCAAAGAGUUCGACACUGGAACAAAAUACUUCAAAAACACCUACCAGUGCUGAAUCUGAUAGUCUGAUUGAUCUGACACCUACCACUGAAAGUACAAACAAGGGGUCAGAUUUUAUAUCGAAGGUUGGAAGCAAAAGCCUAAUUGAUCUUUCAAUCACUCCAGAGCAAACAAAUACAAAAAGUCCGGUUACUACUCCAACGGCUCCAGCUAGAACUUCAAGUCUGAUUGAUCUGUCACCAUCCUCUCCAGCCAAAUCUAAGAGGAACAGUGGAAACUGGGAUGAAUCCAGCUCAUACACCACUACAAGCACAAAGUCAACCUUCAACCCAAGGAACUCAAGUGGAGACUGGAAUGAAGUCACCUCCUACACUACAACAAGCACAAAAACAACCUUCAACCCAAGAAAUUCAAGUGAGGACUGGGACAAUACCAACUCUCACACCACGACAAGCACAAAGACAACUUUUCCAAGUCCCAGGUCCACGAGUGAACAUGAUCUUCCCAAAGAUGAACCUUCAACUUACAAAUCAUCAACUUCUUAUACUAAGUCAAGCAGGACGUUCAGCUCUAAUUCACUUAAUGAUAAAAGCCCAGUCGUAGAGCCAGGACGGUAUGAUUCUCGAUCAUCCUACAAGGAAAACAGCCCUCCAAGUGAGCAUCUUUCCGAGGAUGGUGAUUCAUACCGAUCUCCAAGUUAUUCAAAGAUCAGGAACUCCAGCUCAUCUCUCUCUGAUGGCAAGAGUCCUGCAAAAGUGAUAAGUUUAACCACUGCCUUCACCAGCGCUGAACAGAGAUCCUCAGAUAAAAAUAAGUGCAGCCAGUGUUACAAACCCAUCGAACACGGUGCUAAAAUGAUCUUGGAAGAGCUGAACAUUAAUUGCCAUGCUGCAUGCUUUAAGUGCCAAAUUUGCCACACCUCUCUUGAAAACUUGAGUGCUGGAGAUAACUUCUGGGUUCACCAACGUGUUGUGCAUUGUGAGAACUGCUAUGAUCAAGUAAAAGCACAACGAUCAUACUAAAUUGAUACAUGGACAAGUUUAUCAGUGUUUCAAUGACUAUGAUUUCAGAUUUAUUGGGGUUAGGAGGAUAUAUUUACGCUACUUUACAAACUUUAGAACAAUCUCUUAAACAAAUUACCAUUCCUUUUUCAAAUUGUAAUUUCUGGAUUUAAUUCCAAAAUAAAGGAAUACCAUUUCCUUAGUACUCUUUAUGUAUACAUUAUAUUUUCGGGAGCAACUUGCUACUAAAGGCCUGCAUCAACGGACGUGAAGUCAUUGCUUAAAGAACAGCCAUGAAAUAACUGUUCCAUUUGAUCAUUAAAUUGGUGUACCAGGAUCAAAUGUGGUUUCUUCCUCGAAAUGAUGUUCACCAGCCUCUGCCAUUGCAAAUGCAUAAUCGUUGUGUUUUUAUUUUCUACCUGAAUCUAGAGAGUACUAUGCUUUGCCCAAAUUAUAAAAGAACUACAGAUGAGAUGUUGAAGUGGAAUGGUAUGUAUUAAUAGAACUGAAAUCCGCUAUCUGUUACCUGUAUAGCAAAAACAGAUUCAGUUUUUCAAGACAGAAUUACAUAACUUGAGAAUACAUCAGAUCCAGUAUGUUGAAAGGGCAGCCUAUAUAUUACUGAGGGUUCAGGCCUGUUCACCUCAGCACAAGUAGUUUGUUUAGUACUACAGCAAAUUUGGAAAUGUGUGAACUGUGAUUUUUUUUAAUUUAAAGAAUUUAGGUAAAUGGUAUUUUGGGACAAAAUCUGCUACAUAGAAUUACCAUUGCAUUGAUAAUGUCAGCACUACCCUAAUUGCCAUGAUAAGAUUGCAUCUUUAAAGGCUGGCACUAUUGUGGAUUCAAUAUUUUGAUGUUUCUGAAAUCUAACAAAUAGCUUUCAGGCAAGCUUAAGAUUUGCAAAAUUCUUAAGCAUAAUUUGAAAAAAAGAGUUCUUUAAAAGCAAGCGACAGAAAUUUGAAAGGAACACUUUAAAUCUAAUUUCUGUAGUUAAACACUGUUUUUAGGGAGGUUUAUAUUUCUAUAUAGUAUAUAAAAUUUGAAAUGUUAUUAGCAUUUUAUUUCAACUACUAUUGAUAUCUAUGUAACAAACAGUCUGGGUCAAAUUUUCUUUUUGCACAUAUAGUCUUAAAGCUGAUUGUACUGAUGGAAGCCACUGGCAAGAACAUUCAAACAAGCUCAAACGAAUAUAUGUCUAGUGGCAUUACACGUUGGGGUGAUAUUUCCACCAGUAAUUUAUAGAUACCAUUCUGUUUGUAGAACCACUCAUGCAGUAACAGCUUAAACAUAACUUCAGUAAAAAUCACAUUGUUUAUGUUUGUUCUUGUUCAUGGUAGCAACAAGCAAAAUCAAUAAAUAUUCAUUUUGCUUCUUCGAACACCACAUCAAAAUGCUGCAAGCAAGAAAAUCUGGCCCAUUUGUAUUUAACAUUUUUAAAUAUAGCUUUUAAUAAACAAAAAGUAUGGUUUGGAUCAGUUGAGACAACAGAAAGUGGAAUCAGUGGAUCCAUCAAUCCUAUCUUUAGAAUUCUUGGACAUCAUGUACGUUACUUGGACAUGGCUGUGAUACAUCAUCUAUAAAAGUAAAAUCUUUUAUAUUCACUGGAGAAUUAACUUGUGAAACUCAAUUUUUUUAAAUUAUUUUAUUGAACAAUUGAAUACACAAUUGCAUCAGGAAUGGUGAAAUUGAGGACACUAACAUCUUUGAAAGCUCAACAUGCCUUAUUCAACACCUCUUGUAACUGAGAGUAAACAUAAACAUUAUUCAAAAAUUCAGUGGUGAGAAUAAACACAUUAGCAGCAACAAUGCUUUGGUGGUUCAAACGAUCAUUUGUCAGAAGCAAGCAACAAUCUGAGUUCCCAUUUUAAAUGAAAUCAUUGUGUCAGGAAUAUGUUAACUAAAAUUAUGUGCUACGUACUAAUGCAUGAAUAUUCAGCAAGAAAAAAUGUUGGUACAGUACUAUUUUGUUAAUGAUCUCGAAUAUUGUGUUAAUAAAAAGUAAGAA
Stegostoma tigrinum is the source of this 4069-nucleotide messenger RNA. It is a transcript of the gene scel, whose product is annotated as sciellin. Gene Ontology annotation, biological process: epidermis development. The record is from RefSeq and is a predicted model, not a curated record. The coding region runs from base 271 to 2085 and encodes 604 amino acids. Gene Ontology annotation, cellular component: cytoplasm. Lineage: Eukaryota; Metazoa; Chordata; Chondrichthyes; Orectolobiformes; Stegostomatidae. The transcript is spliced from 26 exons.